Danaus plexippus (monarch butterfly) is the source of this 1653-nucleotide messenger RNA. RefSeq lists its product as uncharacterized. Bases 118 to 1284 code for a protein of 388 amino acids. Gene Ontology annotation, cellular component: extracellular matrix. The transcript is spliced from 4 exons. The record is from RefSeq and is a predicted model, not a curated record. NCBI's taxonomy places the organism in Eukaryota, Metazoa, Arthropoda, Insecta, Lepidoptera, Nymphalidae.
UUCCAACCUUGGAUAUGGACAAAUAUAUACUGAUUUUCUCUGAAACAUUUAAUUUCUAAGAAAUUGUUCAUGACUUAUUAAAUCUGUAUGGUGAGUUAAGUAUAUUAUGAAGUGAUUAUGGCCAAAAUACUGUCGUUGGUUAUUUUAGCGAAACUGUUACUUACUUAUGGACAAGAAAGCCAUCUAUUUAAUGAACCAUCGGGAAAUCAAGAAAGUGAUAAAGAAAAUCCGAGUUAUUCCUAUGGCUAUGACGUGGCUGAUACACUAACUGGUGAUAUCAAGACUGUUUGGGAAGCUAAAGAUGGUGACUCUGUCAAAGGUCACUACAGUGUUUUAGAACCGGAUGGAUCUAUUAGAACUGUAGAGUAUUCAGCAAGUCCACAGCAUGGCUUUACAGCGACAGUUAAUAACGACGACACACAGCCGUUACAAAUUAACGAUGAGGCGGUGAUGGCAGACAAAGCCCUCAGAGAUUACGAUCGCUAUUACGAUUUUUCAGAAGACGCUGAUACAGAUGUUCCCUUUAAAUCGACAGAAAAGAAGAAAAGAAGACAUCCAUAUGAGUCCAUAUUUGAUGAUUAUACUUUCGUUAAGCGACCAAAACAUCCCAUUGAUUAUGAACCCACUGAAUAUUCUCAUAGCUUUUCAAUUAAACAUCCUCACGAUGAAUUAACACCAGAGGCUACAUCACAUAUUGGAUUUAAAUUUGAUCCAAAUUGUAAAAAUAAGAAUAAAAAACAGAAGUAUCCCUAUUCUAAAACAGCGGAAUCGGAUUAUCGUAAGCAAAAGUAUCCAUCGAUAUCAUCUUCCGAUACGUACGCCAACGAUUUUGACAAAUAUAUGAGCGAAGCAUCAAAUAUGGAAAUAGAAAAAGUAGUUCAGCGAUACAAACAGAACAAUGACAAAUUUAAACCAUCUAAGCCAGAUGAAUACGAAUGGCCUUCUUACAAACACGGAUAUCCUAAUAUUCCACCUUCAGAAAGCUUAUAUCCAGAUUACGAUGCACCAAGACCAAAGAAGAAAUAUAAGCCUCAGAAGAAGCCAGACUAUUACGAGCCUGAUGAGCUCGAUGAUUAUAUCCUAGUUCCAAAGAAGAAACUCAGAAAGCCGUCCAGAAUUAUAGAUCAUCCGGAAUAUAAUACGGGAUACGACGAAGAAUUUGAUGACACGUAUGAUGAUGAUCGCUAUCACAAACCACCGCGGACUUCGAAUCAGAAUGAAGUUGUUAAGAAAAUAGUUAAGAAACAACCAACAAUUAAUAUCUUCGAUAUAUUUGAUAUUUAGGUUUUAAAUACAAACUAGAUUAGGGUUUUUUUUUAAUUGGAAUUAUUUAACGUAUGUAUGUGUAAUAUGUAAAUUCUUCUCAUUUAGGAAAAGGGAAACACUUCUGUUAAUAAUGCCCUAAUUGCUGAUCAAGAAGACUGCCACUAGCUUUAUUAAGUCCAUAAGAAAUAGGAAACCAAUUUGUUUUAACUAUUUGCUGUUUAAAUAUGUAUAAAUAAUGAUUAGUAAGUAAUUUUUGUUUAAUAAAGUCAUGGAACAUAUUGUUUAUUUUAUUGAAUUUACCACUGCUAUUGAUAAUAAAAACAUAAUUAAAACACAUAUGUUUUAGAAAGACAAUCGAUAAUUGAGCAAUUGUUAAUACGACAGGCG